AUGUCAUUUGAAGAGUAUAAAACCACUGGCAAUACCUAUUUUAAAGAUGGGAACUAUUUAAAAGCAGUUGAAUAUUAUAAGAAAUGCAUUGAAGUUGAACCUGAGAACCCAAUUGGUUACAGUAACAGUGCUAUGUCUUUGAUUAAGUUAACAAAAUAUACAGAGGCUUUAGAAUCCUGUGGAACAGGAUUAAAGUAUGUUAAUGAUGCAGAUAGUCAAGUUUACAAGAAGUUGCAAUAUCGUUAUAAUUUAGCUGAUACUGAACUGCGAAAACUAUCUAACAACGAUGAAUCUCUCCAUAACAUUGACAUCUAUGAGGUAGAUAGCCUGCCAAAUGAGUUCAUUAACUUAUGA
Molecule: messenger RNA, 354 nt
Organism: Vanderwaltozyma polyspora DSM 70294
Lineage: Eukaryota; Fungi; Ascomycota; Saccharomycetes; Saccharomycetales; Saccharomycetaceae
Gene: TAH1
Product: Tah1p
Exons: 1
Coding region: 1-354 (117 amino acids)
Molecular function (GO): protein binding
Source: RefSeq, a predicted model, not a curated record